This is a messenger RNA of Salvelinus fontinalis (brook trout), 5304 nucleotides long. RefSeq names its product E3 ubiquitin-protein ligase Arkadia-like. Gene Ontology annotation, cellular component: nucleus; cytoplasm. The record is from RefSeq and is a predicted model, not a curated record. Gene Ontology annotation, biological process: positive regulation of DNA-templated transcription; positive regulation of transforming growth factor beta receptor signaling pathway; ubiquitin-dependent protein catabolic process. Gene Ontology annotation, molecular function: ubiquitin protein ligase activity; SUMO polymer binding; SMAD binding. The transcript is spliced from 15 exons. Lineage: Eukaryota; Metazoa; Chordata; Actinopteri; Salmoniformes; Salmonidae. The coding region runs from base 507 to 3587 and encodes 1026 amino acids.
CACAAGUCCAGCAACCCAACCUAGGUGCCAUCAAGAGUAAACGGACGAGUCGAGCUGGGUAAACAACAGUGGACGCCUCGAAGAGGCAGGAAUGGGGACUUCAUCAAGGGCCCUGAAGGCAAAUGGAAUGGAAGUAAUGUUUUUUCGUAGAUGUAUGUAUUGCGUACUGUGUUAAUAUGCCACAUAAAGCCAGGAAAAAUAUUAAGUAUUUUUCUCUCGGGUCUUCAUCCUUGCGCUGAUUUGUAACGACGUUGGUAUUGCCACGGGCCCACUUCGAUUUUGUUCCUGUUGUCAGUUUCACAACCCGGUGACUGUCGUUCGAUCGCGAUUUACUUGUGUCGCUUAUUUAAGUACAUUCAGGGCAUAUGCAAUUCAAAGGGAGACACGAAAUAACACAGAAGCCCAUUUCAAGAGAGUACAGAACUAGGUUAGUUGCGGUGCCGCCAAUGGACCUAUAGGAGCUGGUGGAAGUGUAGUUGGCGUUGCUUCUGCGUGGACCAGGCAGCAUGAAGAGCGAGGUGCCCUCUGAGGCCCAGGGUAGACAGGAGCACCUGAAGGGUCCGCUGGCCAACCCAGAGCCCAUGGAGACAGCCAAGAGCUUCCCUGCCAACAUGGAGGUGAUCAGCAAGGCAGGCAGCGAGUUUGCACAGCUGUGUGCCGAGACUAGGCACCGGCCUCUAAGCCACACAGGGGCCCGCAGAGACCCAGACAGGGGCCUGCCCGGACGCAAAAAGCGCAAGAGCCAACAGCCAGGGCCUUCGGACUGCUCCCUGAAGGAGGGUCAUGUCAGUGAGGGCUCUCUUCCCCUUCAGCGCCACCAGCCAGAUCUCUUGGAGCGUCGCAGCGAGGACGAACGCAACCCAGAGUCCUCGUUCAGUGACUGUGCCUCCUCUCCCUCCUCCAGCCUGCGCUUCGGGGACUCGGACACUCUGAGCUCAGAGGUGGAGGCUGGAGGGACGGGAGCAACAGGGGGACCGCAGCCCCCACAGCAGGUGCCGGUCUCCACCACAGGGGGCGGGACCGGGGUGGGUCUGCGCACCAUUCUGGGUCGGACUCGGGGAAGCCGCUCUCAUAAGUGGGCACGGUUGGAGGUGGAGCCGGUGCUGCUGAAGCGGCCGUGUCUGAGCGGGCGGCGGUCACUGCAUAGGAAGCGGUUUGUGAAGCCUGGGCCCGGCGCCAUCCAGCGGACUCAGAAGCAGAAAGAGCGCCUACUUCUCCAGAGGAAGAAGCGGGAGGUAAUCGCUCGCAGGAAGUACGCGCUGCUCCACAGCACCAGCAGCUCCAGUGAGGAGCUGACCAGCGAGUCAUCCUCACCCUCGUCCACAGAGGCAGAGGACGAGCUGUAUGUAGACGUCAGCAGCAGUAGCAGCCAGCCAAGCAGCGCAGCUGUGGCCACAGGUUCUCUGGAUGAAGACGUGGUGGUGAUCGAGGCGACCCCAGCACCCCCUGUCCCAGCCAGCGAGGAGAUCAACGUCACCUCCACCGACAGCGAGGUGGAGAUAGUCAACGUGGGAGAUGGCUUCAGGCCUCGCUCGGUGGGGGGCCACGGCAGGAUGUACUGGGGCCCCAGCUGCUCCCAGAACCGACCCCAGGAGCUGCGCAGCCGCCACCGCCUCUCUACCGUCAUUCAGCCGCUGCGCCAGAGCGCCGGGGAGGUGGUGGACCUCACAGUGGACGAGGAUGAUCUCUCUGUCGUGCCAUCCACCUCUGACAGCAUUCACCCUCAGACUGUCAGCUCCUCCUCUUCAUCCUCCUCUCAUCAUACCUCUACCUCAGAGCCCCACGAUGCUCCGGGCCCCUCCACCAGCUGCCCUGGUCAAGCCCCAGACAGCACGCUGGCACAGGGGCCAAGGGGUACUGCAGGCACGGAGGAUGAGAGCAGACAAGGCUCAUCCGGCGUGGCAGGAGAGAGUGGGGGUGCGGCCAUGCCCAGGUUACCCUCCUGCUGCCCGCAGCACUCCCCCUGCGGAGGGCCCUCCCCUGGUCACAUGACCCUGGGCCAUUCCAGCUGUCUGCAGGCCCAGCCCUCCCAGCAGCCGGGCUCCCAGCAGCACAGCCAUGCCCACCACUUCCACCACCACCAUCACCACAUGCCUCAGCACCCACCUCCACCCACUCUGCCCUUUCCUGAGCCCAGCUGCCCCCUAGAGAGGCCCACUGCCCUGCCUGCACCAUGCAGAGGGGGAGGGAUCAGCAGCAGCAGCUCCACCCAAUACCACGACCAGCAGACUCUGCCGGUCGACCUGAGCAACAGUGGCUUGCGGAGCGGCGGGGGCAGCGGGGCCGGUAGUUUCCAUGGCACCUCAGCCUUUGACCCGUGCUGCCCAGGCUCCACGUCGCGGCCCACUGCCUACAACUCCCAGAAUGCAACGGGGCCAGGGCCCAGCCAGCCCAGCGCAGUGGUGGACUCCUUCAGCUCAGCCAUGGUGGCCCAGCCUCAGCCACAGCCACAGCUAUCCACCUGCAGGCACUUCAUGCACCCCUCCUAUGCCCCCCUGGCACGCUCCCUGCACCACCAGCCCUCUAACACCUGCCCCCAUUCCCAUGGUAACCCUCCUCCCCCUCCUCAGCCCACUCCACAGGGUGACUACGUCAUCCCCCACCCCAUCCAUCCCUUCCACACGCCCCUGCCUUCCCACCCCCCUGGCCACGCCGUGCCCCCACCCCCCCCUGCCCCUCUGCCUGCCCACCACCUCACAGGCUCCAGUGCCCCCCAACACCUGCCCACAGAGCACCAGGCCCUGCAGCACCACAUGCCCGCGCUGGGGACCUCUGUGCAGAGGCUGCACCAGCACGAGAUGCUGCAGAGGAUGGAGGUGCAGAGACGCAGGAUGAUGCAACACCCCACACGAGCACAUGAGCGCCCCCCUCCACACCCCCACAGAAUGCACCCCAACUACGGCCAUGGCCACCACAUCCACGUGCCCCAGACCAUGUCAUCCCACCCACGACAAUCUGAGCAGAGGACUGCAUGGGAGCUGGGUAUCGAGGCUGGAGUGACCGUGGCGCCAUAUCCUUCAGGACACCUACACCCUCACCUGCCCCACUACCACCCUCCCCCAAGACUGCACCACUUCCCCAUCCCCUUCAUGCACACUGGCAUGUCUGAAGUAACCUACCCGCACAUUCGCUACAUCUCAUCCAGAAUGACUGGAUUUGGACGAACUUAUGAGGAUCUGCUGCAUUUAGAGGAGAGAUUGGGGACUGUGAACCGAGGGGCCUCUCAGGGAACCAUAGAGAGGUGCACUUACCCACACAAGUACAAAAAGAAGGUGUUGGAGACUGAGCGAGACAUUGACGAACAGUUAACCCCUGAAGCAUGGGCAACUAUUGGGAAAAAUAUGCACGCAACCUCCGACUCGAGAAAGCUGCAUGGUAAGCAAGAAGAAGAUGAGGGGGCGGACGAAGACACAGAGGAGAAAUGCACCAUCUGUCUGUCAAUACUGGAGGAAGGGGAGGAUGUCAGACGCCUACCUUGUAUGCAUCUCUUCCAUCAACUGUGUGUGGACCAAUGGCUCCUCACCAAUAAGAAGUGCCCCAUCUGCAGAGUGGACAUCGAGGCGCAGUUGUCUGCCGUUGAGAGUUGAUGCUGUUUUUCUAACAACUCUUUGUUGGAAUUUUCUUUAUUUGUUGUUUUGUUUGAAUUUUUCUUCAGAACUGCAGUCAACCAAAGAGGGCAUGAAUUACCUGCGCAGAUCCACUAUGAGAAAAUAAAAACAUCAGGCUAAAAAAGCGUUGAGCCUAGAGUGCCAGCUAUCACACAGUACAAUACUGCUAGAAUUGACAUCUCCAUUAAGGAUUUAAAAUGUUAUUGUAUUUAUAAAGCUUUUAUGUAGCUUUUGAUUGUUUCCUCGUGUCAUAUUUUAUUUUUAUUUGUUUUAUUUUUUGCAUGGCUCCUCGCAAUGCAUUUCUUUGCACAUAUAUUGUGGGCUUCUCAUAGCCUAACAACUUGCAGGUGAGGAUAGCUGCUCUAGUAAAGAAGCAUUUCUAUAUACCUAAUGCCUUGCUUUACUAAAGUAGAACGUUAACCUCCAUUUAAAAACAUUGCAGGACUCAUUUUACCGAUCAUUGUAUUGAUUAGUUCAUGUUUAGACAAUGUGGUUUGCUAGUGGAAGACGUUUUAUUUCUAAAAGAAGGUAAAUCAAGACAUUCCUUAAUUAGGAAAAUAUCAUGUUAAACUGAUCAGCUGCUGUAUUCAUGUUCACCCAGUAUUUCUAGAGUGGGAAUAAACUCAAACUUCACCUCACCUCCCAGAAAAUGCACAUGCGUGUCUUACACCUCUCCUGCACCACCUUGAUUUGACUAAACACCAUUCACACGUCAUCUAAUGUAUUUUAAGGAAAAAGAAAAUGAAUGUCACAUCUGUUCUUGACUGUUCUUUUUCAAUGGAAUGAUUGUUGAGGUCUGCUGAGGAUACAGUCUGUGUUCUGUUUGGAUUUCUCCCUCAGACAGGCCCCAGAUGGAAAACUGGGUUCUAUAAGGGGAUCUCAGGCCCACAGAUGCAACCAGUUUCACAUGAGCCUACAACCUGGGGAUAUCUGUUGUUUGGAAACUGGGAAUGGCGUUGGUUUUUCCUUGCUUUUCGUUUAUCCUCCGUUUCUUUUUUCAGAGGGAAAUACACAGAGCUCAGCUCAGAAUAAUAAAUAAGUAGCUGAUUAUUCUUACGUCCCAGAUCAUUGUUCUUACCCACACUUUCUCUCUCGUCUCUGUCUCUGUCUCUCUGUCUCUGUAGCUGUGCAGCAGCAAUUUCUCUUUGCUGCCAUUGAAAAGAUAACACUAAUAUUAUUCUCGACUUGCUAACUUGCAUAUACUUGCACAGGAGAGAACAGACAGGAGUGUUGUAUAGAGAGUGCGCUGAGGCCAUGUAUUUCCACUCUGAUUGCUGAGUUUUGGAAAAAAUAAAUAAUUUUGAAUGGAGUGUUGGAAUGCAGUACUUAUGGCAGGUAUCCAUGCAUUCAUAGACUUAAUGGCACCGGGAUGAUAUUCCAUGGGAUUUAUAUUAGUUUUAAAAUAAUAUUAAUAAAGUUAGAACUCUUUCCUGUGUCUGUUUAUUUGUGCCUUACCGUUCACCUAUGCAUGUUAGUCCAUAUUUCACAACUGCACAUUCAGAGGGAUCUACUGACAAAAAUAUUGUUAACACUUGGUAUUCACACCCCUAGACUUUUUCCAAAUGUGGUAAAGCUUGAAUUUAAAAUGUAUUACAUUUAGAUUUGCUUGUCAUUGGCCUCCACACAAUAUCCCAUAAUGUUAAAGUGGAAUGAAUUAAGUUUUUUUUUACUAAUGAAUUAAAAAUGAAAAGCUGAA